Eleginops maclovinus (Patagonian blennie) is the source of this 1567-nucleotide messenger RNA. RefSeq lists its product as uncharacterized. Gene Ontology annotation, molecular function: ubiquitin-ubiquitin ligase activity; RNA binding. Gene Ontology annotation, cellular component: nucleus; cytoplasm. Gene Ontology annotation, biological process: positive regulation of canonical Wnt signaling pathway; protein polyubiquitination. NCBI's taxonomy places the organism in Eukaryota, Metazoa, Chordata, Actinopteri, Perciformes, Eleginopidae. The transcript has 6 exons. The record is from RefSeq and is a predicted model, not a curated record. Bases 403 to 1068 code for a protein of 221 amino acids.
AUUUUCAACUUUAUUGAGAUCCUAUAUCAUAUUUUAAACUUAUUUUGAUGGAGUACUAGUUAUAUGCACACCCAGCGGAGGAACACGUCCACAUCGCGCUUUGAAACGUCAUUAAAACGCGCCUUGUGUUUACAGACAAUCGUAAGCAAUUUCAUUAACAAAUCUCAGCUCUUUUGACCCUAAGUAUGGGAUUCUUGUGUUUUUAUAACAAAACGACAGUUUAUGGGGGACGAGUAAAGAAUAAAUAAGAAAGAAAUUGCAUUUUCGGACUGAUGUAUGUGGUGCGAAGAUGUUUACCAAAAAGCUGCCAGAAGUCAACAUUUUGUGUAAAACUGCUAAAUGCAAAGUUAAAGUUGUGUUUUAACUUGGCACCUGCACAAAGUGUCUUAAUGUGAGAAUAAAAUGGAUGAAGCAGAAGAUUUGGAGACACUAGGAGAAAAGUUGUACUCUCUGAUUUACCCCAAACACCAGGAGAAAGCUGGGAAACUCACAGGUAUGCUGCUGGAACUUCCAGGUCCUGUCCUGAGUCAGAUGCUGAAGGAUAAAGCCAAGCUGAGUGCAGCCGUGGAGAAAGCCCUCCGAGCCCUGCAGCUGGCACAGGACCCCAGCAGGGUGACCUAUAAGGAGGAGGAUGACUUGUCUGCGUCCUCGGACUCUGUGGGGGAGCAGCUGUUUGAGCUGGUGGACGUUUACAACACCGGACACUCCCAGAAAAUCACAGGUAUGCUACUGGAGCAGCACAGAGACGCAGUUUUACAUCUUCUUUCAGAUCCAAAUCGGCUGGAAGAGCAGGUGAACUUCGCUCUGAAGACCCUGAAAGAGCAGAACAUAGAGGAGACAGAUGUCAGUGACUGGUCGGACGCUGAGGACACAGAGAGGCUGGGGGAGAAGGUGUUCUCCCUGGUGGAGGAGCUGGAUCCUCUGCAUGCCAACGAUAUCACAGGUAUGCUGCUGGAGAUGGAGCCCGCGGCUCUCCUUCAGCUGCUCAGUGACCACACCAUGCUGCAGGCAGCUGUUCAGAAAGCACAAGCAGCCCUGCACAUUCAGAAGCAAACUCUCUCCACUUAAACACACAAGGGCAGGACUUACAACACAGAACAUUUAUAAUGAAUGACUUUGAUCAUUUAAUGCUGGGAACAGCUUGCACAUCACUUGAACAGAUCAUGGUUAUACAAGUCCCUUAUACAGAAACUGUCUCUGUUUUAUACGGAUGGUGGAGCGCAUUGUGGAGUCUCAGUUUGAUUGAUUUCAAUUUACUGUAAAUAAUUGAAGAGUCAAGAAAGCACAAAUUGAUAUUGCCCCCUUACUUUCAUCAGAAUCAUUGUUGCUUGAUGAAUGUUUACUGUAAAUUUUUAAAAUAAGUACUUAUCUAAUGUUUGCCUAUACAAAUGCUGUGACAAUUAAUCAGAUUUAGUUUUUGUACUGUACAUAAUGACGGGGUGAACCGUCUUUGCUAACAGAAAAUACAGCAGAUUAUAUAUAAAUGGAGGACCAACUUCAACAUUGUCACACCCAUGUUUACAUGUACUGUUUAAUGUGGAAAUUAAAUGAUAAUCUGUAAAUCAAA